CAUGAAAAAUGCGUUUUUAGAUAAGUUCAUUAUUGUUUCUUUCCGCACUACUCCAAAGUCCAAACACACCCUUGUAAGUUGUAACUUUGUUUCGUUAUGUUCUUGAAAAACCUCUGAUAAACCCCCAAUUUCUCUAAAAUUUACACACACUAUACAAAUAUGGCGUUAAGCCCAGUAAUUUUGACAUGUCAAUCACCUGACUUAUAUCGAUUUUCGGGAAUCUCACCCAAAUCCAUCUCACAUAUUGGUUCUCAGACCCGGAUUUCAGCUUACCCAUUUCAAGUUUCUGCUUUUAGGAGCAGUUCUUUAUCUAAUCAUCAAACCCCAUGUGGUUUGAGUCUUUUGGGUCGGUCUAAAAUCGGGUUUAGACAAAUGGGUUGUGAUUGGAUUAAGGUUUCUGCUGGUAAUGGGGGAGGUACUGGUGGGUUUAGUGGUGGUAGCUCUGGCGGCGGUGGCGAUAGUGGUGGUGGUGAUGGUGAGAAGAAGUGGUCACUUAUUUCAUGGUAUUUGGCUCUGUUGGAGAAUCAUCCUGUGUUGACAAAAGCCGUUACAUCUGCAUUGCUGAAUUUAGUUGGAGAUUUAAUCUGUCAGCUUCUGAUUGAUAAAGUGCCAUCUCUAGAUCUGAAGAGGAUGUUUCUAUUUACAUUUUUGGGACUGGCCUUGGUGGGUCCUACGUUGCACUUCUGGUAUUUAUAUCUGAGUAAAUUGGUCACUACACCUGGAGCAUCUGGUGCUUUCUUACGCCUUGUAAUUGAUCAGUUUAUUUUUGCACCGACAUUUGUUGGAGUUUUCCUAUCUACAUUGUUAACACUUGAAGGAAGGCCGUCACAAGUGAUGCAAAAGCUUCAACAGGAUUGGUUCUCAUCUGUUCUUGCGAACUGGAAACUGUGGAUACCUUUUCAGUUUCUUAACUUUCUAAUUGUUCCGCAGCAGUUUCAGGUCCUUGCAGCUAAUUUCAUUGCUUUAAUCUGGAACGUGAUUUUGUCAUAUAAAGCUCACAAACAAGUUGUUGCAUGAUAGUUUGGCGCAGAAUCUUAGUUUAUUGGACUGGAUCUAGGAUUUGUGCGUUGCUCGAAGGUCUUGCAAAGAAGUCUGUGACUAACUGUCACAGAAUGAGGCUACCAGUUUUGGAUUUUAUGUUAUGAGUAUCUAGUCAGGAAGUGUAAAUUAUUCUGUACGAGGACAACCUUCUUCUGCUUGAAUGUUUCCUAGUGAUCAGUUGAAUUGAAUCCUGUAAGGAGGUUUUAAGCUCUGUUCUAAAACAGUACUUGAAAAAUAUAUAAGUUGAACAUACCAA
Molecule: messenger RNA, 1297 nt
Organism: Daucus carota subsp. sativus
Lineage: Eukaryota; Viridiplantae; Streptophyta; Magnoliopsida; Apiales; Apiaceae
Product: protein sym-1
Exons: 8
Coding region: 160-1017 (285 amino acids)
Cellular component (GO): membrane; cytoplasm
Source: RefSeq, a predicted model, not a curated record